Messenger RNA from Anthonomus grandis grandis, 5581 nucleotides. RefSeq names its product homeobox protein cut (gene cut). Gene Ontology annotation, biological process: regulation of DNA-templated transcription. Lineage: Eukaryota; Metazoa; Arthropoda; Insecta; Coleoptera; Curculionidae. The record is from RefSeq and is a predicted model, not a curated record. Gene Ontology annotation, molecular function: DNA binding; DNA-binding transcription factor activity, RNA polymerase II-specific.
UCUUCUCCGAUGAACACGUGACAUUCGUUUUAUUUGUAGAGAGAAAGAUUUCGCACGACGAGGUGCAUUUUCUCGAACUGAUUUAAUAUAAUACGCGCGUGAUUGAUUUUGGGUUAUUACUUGCAUCGAGACUGGUUUUUUUCUCUGUUGGUUUUUGUGAUUUUUUUUUAGUGACGGACUGGACUGUGGGACGAAACUUGCUUGAUAAGAAAGUGAGCGUCUUAGUGUAUUAAGUUAUGCCGCUAUGGCUGAGAAAAUGACCUUACCCCAAUAAACGGGACAUUCGACAACAAGUUGGAAAAGGGGGAAAAUUGUGGUCAAACUGGCUGAGUUGGAGGAAAGGGUGGUCUUGAUGCAGCCGACGACUGCGGCCAACGUUCCUCCCAGCGGUGGAGAAAUGGACCUCCAGACCAUGCAGAGUAUGGAGUGGCUUUUUAAGAAGGAACGAAUUUAUUUGUUGGCGCAAUUUUGGCAACAGAGGGCGACCCUGGCGGAGAAAGAAGUCACAACCCUUAAAGAACAACUGUCUGGCAACAAUGGAACGAACAACUGCGAGAACAAAGACACAUCGAACAUGGACAGGCAAAGUUUCGAAUCCGAAAUGGCAACCAAGGAUAAAGAGAUUAAUCAGCUUCUGGAAGAGGUGCAAAGACUGCAGGGGUGCAUCACGAAAAUCCAAGAAUCCUCCAUCACCCAAAUAACGAGACUGGAAGAGCAGCUGGAACAAAAGAGACAGCACAUCGUGCGACUCGAAUCCAAAUUGGACACCCAAAAAGACUAUGACGAACUUAAAAGACAAGUGACCAUAUUAAAGUCCGAUUUAGUCAAUAAUCCACAAGGCAAAGACAUCGAAUUGCUCCUGGAAAAGACAAAGAUACAUCAUCAUGUGCAAGAAAGAGACAAAAGUCCUUCCAGAGAAAGCGAAGGGGUGACGGAUCAUCAGUCGACACUCCAACCCCCCAACCUGCCCCAAUCACCACCCACCACCCUGCCCCAUCCCUUCCAAAACGUAGACGCAUUCGGCAGCCUCCUCGGCGAGGAAAUCGUCUCGUCGUGGCGAAAAAAUAUCGAAUCUCACCAAAAAUCACCCGCUUUACCUUCUUCAGAUGGUCUGGUGAAGAGCACCACCCCCUUGUUGGACCAUACGGGGGCGGAGAAGAGCAGUACCGCCUCCACGCCCCAACCGUUGGACUCCUCGGCUGGGCAACACAGUCCGCACACAGAGAACCUCGUGGUCAACGGUAAUCCGAAGAGUCCGCACGAGGACAACAAUAACCAUAACAACCAUAACAAUAACAUUCCGUUGGCGGCUACUUUUGUGAAUAACUUCUUGAGGACUGAGGAUUCGCUGAAGAGUCCUUAUAGGUUCGAGGAUCAUCGUUCGCCGUUUAAGUUUGCUGAGGAUCUCGGUAUGGCUCCUGGUUCGAUGGUGGGGAGGCUCGGGGAGAGUUUGAUCCCCAAAGGAGACCCCAUGGAGGCCCGAUUACAAGAGAUGCUUCGGUACAAUAUGGAUAAAUACGCGUCACAGAACUUAGAUACGUUGCAUAUAGCUCGUAGAGUGAGGGAGCUACUGUCGAUCCAUAAUAUCGGGCAAAGACUGUUUGCCAAAUACGUUUUGGGGUUGUCGCAAGGUACGGUGUCCGAAUUAUUGUCCAAGCCUAAACCUUGGGAUAAGUUGACGGAAAAGGGAAGGGACAGUUAUAGGAAGAUGCACGCGUGGGCUUGUGAUGAAAACGCCAUCAUGUUACUCAAGAGCUUGAUACCAAAGAAAGAUAAUUUUUCGUCCUCAGGCAAAGACGGAUCGAUGCCCUUCGGACGACCCGAAUCGGACCUCACGGACGAACGGAUCGCCCAUAUUUUAAGUGAGGCAAACCAGUUCACUCACAUCAAAACCGAGUGCGACACCCACAGUAACGAAGACUCCAAAUCACCACACGGCUGCAGCAGCCCAUUCUCCAAAGAAUCCUCACUAAGCAAACGCCUUAAGAAGUACGAAAACGACGACAUUCCCAGGAAAAAAGUCGUGAGGAUCUACCAAGAGGAACUGGCCAAGCUCAUGGGCAGACGCAUGGAAGACAUUAGGAACCCUAGAGAAGGCGGCUUCCCACAGGGCAACAUGCCUCUGGAUAGAUCAGAAGAGAUCCGGAUGGCUUUUGAUGCUUACCAUCGCGAACUCGCCAAACUGAAUCAAACCCAACCCUCCGCUCAAAUGCCUUUGGGGUUACUGGCUCUACAGCAACAAGCGUUAGCCCAACACAACCAACAAAGCCAAAGCGCACCCCAACCCUUAACGCAAUCCAACGGUGGUGUCCAAGACCUCUCCCUUCCAAAAGACAAAAUGAAGAUAGUCAACGGUAUGGACGAAGUCAGCAAGGACAAAGACGGAGACGACUCCAUGUCCAGACAUUCCGGAAGCGCUUUCAGCUUGGUGAGGCCCAAAAUAGAACCUGGAACCGGAGCUGGCGGUAACAGCACUGCUUCCAGCCCUAUUGGAAACACUAUUCUACCUCCCAUGACCCCUACUAGUGAGGAUUUCACUGCUUCUGCAGCAGCGUCUCCCCUUCAACGUAUGGCCUCGAUAACCAACUCACUGAUCUCACAACCACCUGCUCAACCUCACCACACCAGCACUCAGCGACCACUGAAGGCUGUCCUACCUCCAAUCACCCAGCAACAGUUCGAUCUCUACAAUAACUUAAACACGGAGGAUAUCGUCAAGAAAGUGAAAGAGCAAUUGAGCCAAUACUCGAUCUCUCAGAGGCUGUUUGGAGAGAGUGUAUUGGGAUUGAGCCAAGGGUCAGUGAGUGACCUUCUGGCACGCCCAAAGCCUUGGCACAUGUUAACGCAGAAGGGCAGAGAGCCUUUUAUUAGAAUGAAGAUGUUCCUUGAGGAUAAUGACGCGGUCCAUAAGCUGGUGGCUAGCCAGUAUAAAAUUGCUCCCGAGAAAUUAAUGAGGACUGGAGGAUAUGGCAAUGCUUGUGCAGCGUCACUCUCCAAACCAACGCUUCCAACCAACCCAAAAAUGCUGUCCGAAGCAGCCGGUCUACUAACCAAAAUGCAACACGACUCCCAGAGUCUUCUUCCGUCGUCUCUGCAACUGGGUCCACCUCAAGGUGGCCAACCUCAACCUUCACCACUCGGUCCACCAACGACAACCCAAAUGCCCCAGACCCAACUACUUAAUCACCUUGCUCUUCCACCCCACCACGCUAUAGCCUUGCAGAACCAAGAGCUGCUGAAGAAACAGCAGCAGAGCAUGCAGGGAGGACAUGGUAUUCCGAACCACUCGCCCAUGGGCCAUCAAGGGAUGAGGGGAAUGCACCAGCAUAUGAGUCCAAGUGUGUACGAGAUGGCCGCUUUGACACAAGACUUGGAUACGCAAGUGAUAACUACCAAGAUCAAAGAGGCUUUAUUGGCUCAUAACAUUGGACAGAAGAUUUUUGGUGAGGCAGUUCUCGGUCUAUCUCAAGGGUCUGUAAGUGAACUUCUCUCGAAACCGAAACCUUGGCACAUGCUCUCGAUCAAAGGACGAGAACCGUUCAUUCGGAUGCAACUGUGGCUUCAAGACACCCACAACGUCGAUCGGCUUCAAGCCUUGAAAAACGAGAGGAGGGAAGCGAAUAAGAGACGAAGAAGCUCAGGCCCUGGACAUGAUAACUCCAGCGAUACCUCGAGCAACGACACCUCUGAGUUCUACCAUUCGAACAGUCCAGGACCCCAAGGGCCUCCAAACGCUAAGAAGCAACGUGUGUUAUUUAGUGAGGAGCAGAAGGAGGCUUUGAGGCUCGCAUUCGCUCUGGAUCCCUACCCCAAUGUUGCUACUAUUGAGUUUUUGGCGCAGGAGUUGAGCCUUAGCAGCAGGACGAUCACAAACUGGUUCCAUAACCACCGCAUGAGACUGAAACAGCAAGUUCCCCACGGUAUGCCAUCAGACAUUCCUCCACGUGACCAAAACUCUUCCCAGCAACCAUUCGAUCCAGUGCAGUUUAGAGUGCUACUGAACCAAAGACUAAUGGAACUAAGCAAAGAGAGGAUGGGGCUUUCGGGGGUGCACCUACCGUACCCUCCUUAUUUAGCAGCUAAUCCUGGACUGGCAGCUUUGAUUUCCAGAGGUCUUUUACCCACCGCUGACCUGGGCGACCUCUCGGCCUUAAACAAUGCGGUUAAGGAACAAAUGAGCGGGUUGGAUCUGAGUAUGACCUCACUGAAACGAGAACCCAACGAGUUCGAAGAUGAGGACGAUGUUGAAUCGAAUGUCGGCUCUGAAGACUCGAAUAUCUCUGGGAGUUUGCAAGACGACGGCAAGAAUGAGAGCGGCAAAGAAGCAAAUAUUUCUAGUGCAAGUCAAAAUCAAGGAAGGUCUUCCAGACGAAAACCCGCCGCUCCCAUGUGGGUGAACCCCCACUGGGAAGAAGAAAAAAACACCCAAACCCAAGAAAAAAGCCAAAGUAACCAAGACGAGGUGAUCAUCAAUGGCGUCUGCGUGAUGCAAACCGAAGACAAUUACAACCCUCGGAGAAGUUCAACUGAAGAAACGAUCCGAGUGGAGCCUCAAGCGGUCCUGGACCGAUACGAAGAUGACCGAAGUGACACGAGUAGCGUGAGUCACGAGGCGUCGAACGUGCACGACGAGCCGAGCCAACCCGAGGAAGUCGGAACGGCCCAAACGGAAACGACCGAAGAAGACCGAGACGAAAACAGCGAAAGAAAAGAGGUGAAAACUGAAAACGAGGACGAAAGGUGGGAUUAUUGAACGCAAGUAUUAUAAAAAUAUGAGAGGAGUCUUUAAACUGAUACCAAAAAAAAAAUGUUAAAUUGUACAUAGAAGAUACGCAUUGCCAACAGAAGGAUUGUGAAUGUGAUUCGUCAGUGAAAACUAAGCCAAAAAUGUUCUUACCUAUAAUAGACGAGAAAUAAAUUUAGUGAUAUCUUUUAGUGGAAAUUCGUUGCGAAUGGACGACUUUGAGAGGACUGACUAUUCCCAGUGUAAAAGUAAUUUUUUCUUUGUUUUGUAAAAAUUUUACAAGUGCAAUCAUCCGAUCCCAAGGAUUAAAAACUUGACUAGUUACUUUCAUUGUUAGUAUUAUGUUUACUAAAAACAAAAAUGUGAUGUUUUUAAUUUAUUAUUAUAUGAUUCGGUAUAGGGUGGUCCAGGUUGGAGGCUUACCGUUGAAGUUUCGGUAGAGGUAAGAGAACGGGGGGUGUAAGUAUGGUAAGAUAGUGAUUUGUAUAGAAAAAUGUUUCUGGAAGAAAACUCCAUAGAAAUGGUUAAUAACUUAUAUGAGCAUUUUGUAAAUUUUGAAGAAAUAGCUCAUUUCUUAUAAUAGAUUCAGUUUUUCUUGGAUUGUGUAUGUUUUCUAAAAAAUGCCAAAGUAGGUGUCCACUAAAACUAUUUAAGGAAAGCGUAUACAAAUUUUCAAAAAUUUGCGUUUCCUGGCUUUUGAGUUAUAGGGAUCUUGGGAAUUAAAAAAAAAUUUCUUGCUUUUCUUGUUUGUCCUGUGCAUUUUCUUAUUUUUUUUUCAAAAUGUUCAUUUUUUAAAUUAAAAAAAAAUUUCAUAAUUAAUUAAUUUUUUUUGAAGGC